AUGGCAAGAGGAAAAAAGCCUAAAGAAGGGGGUGACUCGGCUGCAGGACCAGAAGCAGCCGGGGUCCCACUUCGCGGCGAGCUUCUUCAUAAGGCUCUUGGGGAUGUCGCACGCACGGCUGACGGGAGUGGUUACGCCUUCACUCGACUGACAUGCUGUGGGAAGGGCGUGACUAAUUUGCCAACUGCUCUACAAGUCUACGUUCACCUCCGAUACAUAGAUAUAUCGAAUAACAAAAUCAGGGAUCUCGCUGCAUUCUCUAGGCUGCCAUACCUUCUGACUCUAAACGCAUCAGGCAACAAUAUAGAAGACGUUACGUGUCUGGCGUCUCCAGAGGCACUCCCAUACCUGUUUCUGCUGAACCUGAGUAGUAACAAGAUCUCGAGGGCUCCCCAAUUGGCACUUCAGAGACUGACACGUCUGGCGCUUGAUGCGAAUCCGAUAAACACGUUAGAAGGGUUUGUACAGCCACCUCUUCUCACACAUUUGAGCCUCCGAGGAACUCCCCUAGAAACCCUAGAUUCGCUCCCUCCCUCAGACACCAUAACAUCCCUUUACUUAUCACAUACUCCAAUGCAGCAGCUGCGUCAGUUACAGAGACUACCGCAAAUCAAAACUUUAGACCUUGAGGGUGUUCCGCUCCCUCCUGACCAGCUCCACAUUCUCAUUCUUCUCCCCAAGCUGAGGGAAUUAUCCCUCUCUUCUCCAGACCAAGAUUUGGACGACGAGCACUUCAGGGCUGAGGUUCUCAGGGUCCUUCCUCGUCUCCACUGGAUUAACGGCCGGGCUGUAACAUCAGCUGAGCUGAAAGCAGCAAGAGCUCUGCGCGAAGCAAGCUUACAGCAGGAAAAAGAAUUAGGCCAACAGCCCCAAGAGCACCAGCGAGACGAGGUGGAGACCGUGGAGUCCUAA
Molecule: messenger RNA, 912 nt
Organism: Eimeria maxima
Lineage: Eukaryota; Apicomplexa; Conoidasida; Eucoccidiorida; Eimeriidae
Exons: 1
Coding region: 1-912 (303 amino acids)
Molecular function (GO): protein binding
Source: RefSeq, a predicted model, not a curated record